CGGAAGAUAAAGAGCUACUUUAAAGCCUCUUCCAUGACAGUUUUGAACAGCACCCAUUCUAGAUUCAGCUUACUGUGUUGUGAAAAUAAACAUCACACACACUCCACAUUGCGGACUCAGAUGACUGCAGCAGCAGCAUCCCCUAGAUGUCCAGUACUUAUGACAUCAGAUAUUUUCUAUGUAAGACUCUGUAUUCUCACACUAAGGAAAAAUGUUGCCAUUCUGUCUAUGUUUCCACUACCAAAUGUAUCAUGUACUCAUUCUUCUCUUCUUAAAAAUCCCUUAGCAUCUUAAAGUUUUCUUUAUUCCUAGAAUUAGUAAGUGUGUGUGUCUAUGUGUGUGAUUUAUUUUCAUCAGUGCAGGAACUUAUGUGUCAUGGUUCGUGUCUGGCGGUCUGAGGAAAACUUUUGGGAGUUGGUGCUCUCCUUUCAUGUUGUUGUUUCUUGUUCUUCCUCUCAGGCUCAUGCUCUAGGCUGGUUGUCCCAGGGAAUUUUGGGUAGUUCUGUUUCCACCUCUCAUCUUACUCCAGAACUGCUGGGACUAUAGAGAUAACAGUUUAUGAUGGAGCCCUCGCCUCUUGAGCUACCAGUUGAUGCAGUGCAUCGGAUCGCGGCUGAACUCAAUUGUGACCCAACAGAUGAGAGGGUUGCUCUCCGCUUGGAUGAGGAAGAUAAACUGAGUCAUUUUAGGAACUGUUUUUAUAUCCCCAAAAUGCGGGACCUGCCUUCAAUCGAUCUAUCUUUAGUGAAUGAAGAUGACAAUGCCAUCUAUUUUCUGGGAAAUUCCCUUGGCCUUCAACCAAAAAUGGUUAGGACAUACCUGGAGGAAGAGCUAGAUAAGUGGGCCAAGAUGGGAGCCUAUGGUCAUGAUGUAGGGAAACGUCCUUGGAUUAUAGGGGAUGAGAGCAUUGUAAGCCUUAUGAAGGACAUUGUAGGAGCCCAUGAGAAAGAAAUAGCUCUAAUGAAUGCUUUGACUGUUAAUUUACAUCUCCUGCUGUUAUCAUUCUUUAAGCCUACACCAAAGCGGCACAAAAUUCUUCUAGAAGCCAAAGCCUUCCCUUCUGAUCAUUAUGCUAUUGAGUCACAGAUUCAACUUCACGGACUUGAUGUUGAGAAAAGUAUGCGGAUGAUAAAGCCAAGAGAGGGGGAAGAGACCCUAAGAAUGGAAGACAUACUGGAAGUAAUCAAAGAUGAAGGAGACUCGAUUGCAGUGAUCCUGUUCAGUGGACUGCACUUUUAUACUGGGCAGCUGUUCAACAUUCCUGCUAUUACAGAAGCUGGACAUGCAAAGGGCUGUUUUGUUGGCUUUGACCUAGCGCAUGCAGUUGGAAAUGUUGAACUCCACUUACAUGACUGGGGGGUUGACUUUGCCUGCUGGUGUUCCUACAAGUAUUUAAAUUCAGGAGCUGGAGGCCUGGCAGGUGCUUUUAUCCAUGAGAAGCAUGCUCAUACGAUCAAGCCUGCGUUAGUGGGAUGGUUCGGCCAUGAGCUCAGUACAAGAUUUAACAUGGAUAACAAACUACAAUUAAUCCCUGGGGUCAAUGGAUUCCGAAUUUCCAACCCUCCCAUUUUGUUGGUCUGCUCCUUGCAUGCCAGUUUAGAGGUCUUCCAGCAAGCAACUAUGACUGCACUGAGGAGAAAAUCCAUUCUGCUGACAGGUUACCUGGAGUACAUGCUCAAACAUUACCACAGCAGAGAUAACACAGCAAACAAGGGGCCAAUUGUGAACAUAAUCACCCCAUCCAGAGCAGAGGAACGAGGCUGCCAGUUAACGCUGACCUUUUCCAUUCCCAAGAAAAGCGUUUUUAAGGAACUAGAGAAAAGAGGAGUCAUUUGUGACAAGCGAGAACCAGAUGGCAUUCGUGUGGCUCCUGUUCCUCUCUAUAAUUCUUUCCAUGAUGUGUAUAAGUUCAUCAGACUGCUUACUUCCAUACUCGAGUCUGCAGAAAGAAACUAGCCAUGUUUUCUAGAAUAAUUCAAGUAAAUCUCACCGGAAGGUGCUGGAGUUUUCACUUCUAUUCACUUUUAGACAUUAAAAAGUCUCAUGAAAUUGAUUGUGUAGAAAUGAUAAUAAUUAUAAAAACUUACAUAAAACCUGGUACAUGUUUUAGUAUCUGUCACUGAGGAAUGUGGUGUCCUCUGGAUUACAAGGUCACACUUUACUACAACCUAUAGAUGACUCUUUUGAUCAGCUGUCACAUUCCACAGUCACUGAAAUGUUUUCUCUUUAAUCUGUAACUGAAUUGACAAUAUAAUAAUGUAUGUAGACUUCUUGUAUAAAUAUUGGAAGUAUUACUUUAAUUUUGAUAUGGAAAAAGUUUUAUUUUAAUAUUUGUAACUGAAUCAUCUGAAAUAUGUUUGAUACUAUGUUUUGUCUAAUUCCGGAAAAAGAAAACAGACUUUCUAAGCUGUAACAAUUUCUCUCUCUCUCUCUCUCUUUCUCUCUCUCUCUUUCUCUCUCUAGUGUGUGUUUGUGUAUCUAUGUGUGCCUGUGUAUACCCAUGUAAGUGCUAUGCAUAAAGAAUGAGACUACUUAGCCCUAUGUACUCAUGUGAGGCCAGAGGUCAACAUUGGACAUCUUCCUCAAUCACUGUUUAAAUUUUUAUUUAUUUAUUUAUAUGUGUAUGGGUUUUUUGACUGCAUUAUGUCUCUACAUAGUGUGCAUGUCAUGUUUACAGAAGGUAGAAGAUGGCAUCAGAUCACCUGGGACUGGAAUUACAGAGCCACUGUGUAGAUACUAGGAACUGAACCCAGAUCCUUUGGAAGAGUAGCCAAUGCUCUUAUCCUUUGAAACAUCUCUCCAGCCCUUCCACCUCAUAUUUUGAUACAGGAUUUCUCCCCAAACCUGGAACUCAGUCCUUCAACUAGUGUGGCUGGCCAGUGAAUCUUCAGAGUUUCUCUGUCUCUGCACUCCAAUGAGUACUAGGUUACAGCUGUACACUGCUGCACAUACAUUUUUACAUGUCUACUGAGAUCUGAACACAGUCCUUAUGGUAGUGCAGCAACCACUUCAUCCACCAAGCCAUCCCCCAGUUAUUGGUUUUUGAUGCCACUAUUAGUACGCAUUUAUUGGCAAAGUAUUCUAAAUUUGCAUGUAUAAAGAACAAAUUAUAAUGAUUUGAUAAACUUGAAUGAAACACACUUGGUCAGACAUAUACUUUUGAUGUGAUAAAUAGUAAGGUAUGAAACUGUGCCAAUAGCUAAGAACACACAUAACACUCUUGAUUACCUAGCAGUUCAGUUCCAAGUGUUCCACACAUAUCUUUAUUAAAGUACCAAAGCAUUCCACUGUAUUAUUUUACCUUCAUGAAUGGAGUGGCUAUCAGGACCUGGAACCUCAUCCUACAUGAGGCUAUUUUUGAGCCUCACAGUGGUCAUCAAAAAGGACAUGGUUUCCAGCUUCAAGGAAAAUAGUACCUACCCUAGAGCUCUACCAGUCAUCACAGAAAAAAUAAAAUAAGUACUUAAUUACAACUGGUAGCACCUCUUAAAGAUGCCCUAGCUGGGCUAAACAUUGUGCCUGGUAGUGUUCCUUCAACUUGACACAGGCUGGAUUUAUUUGGGAAGAGGGACCUUCCACAGAGAAAAUGCCACCACCAGAUUGGUCUGUGAGCAAGAUUGUGGUAUAUCCAAAUUAAUGAUUGAUGUGGGAGGGCCCAGAUCACAUGGGCUAAUGCUACCUCUUGAUACGUGGGUCUGGGUGCUAUAAGGCAGUCUGGGAAAGCUAUGAAGAACUUCCAGUAAACAUUAUUCCUUCAUGGCUUCUGCUUCAGUCUCUGCCUCCAGCGUUCUGUCCUGACUUCCUUAGAUGAUGGAUCACAGGCUAUAAGGUGAAACAAGCCAUUUCUUUCCAAGUUGUUUUUGGUCAUAGUGUUUUAUCAAAGCAAUAGAAACCUUAGCCAAGACAAAUGCUAUAACCAAAAAUGACUUAGGGAAGAAGUGGUUUAUUUCAUCUUAUAGGGCAGAGUCCACUGUUAAAGGAAGUCAGGGCAGGAACUCCAGCAGGAGAGGAGUUUUAAGCAUAAUCCAUGGAGGUGCUAGCUUGCUGGCAGGCUUCUGUUCAGCCACCUUUCUUACAGAGACCCCCAGCCCAUUUACUCAGGGAUGAGGUCACCCACAAUGUCUGGGACUCCUAUAUCAAUUAGCAAUCAUAUUAAUACCCAUAGACAUGCCCACAGGCUAAUCUGCUGGAAAUAAUAUCCCAAAUGAAACUCAGACAAGUCUGGACUUGUCAACUAGAAGAGGGUAUGUAGAUGACACUAUGAGUUGGAAGACUUAAGAUUGUAGCAGGCCUUUCCUUUUCCCAUCCCCUCUGCCUUGCUAAACUGUUAUAUUACAUUCUGAAAGCCUUCCACCAAAGUCUCUUCCAUUAUUUGGCCACUUUUCCCCCUUGAGUUGAACCACCAAAUAAGCCAACUCAUCCUAACACAGGUUUCCCCUUUUCCCUUUAUAAACCUCCAUUUGCCUAUGGACCAUAUCUGUCUCCUCUCUAUUCAUGUGCAGUCCUUUGUCCUUCCAGGAUAAAUAUUUCUUUCACCCCUCCCCCUUCUUCCUUUUCCUUUCUGCCUCAUCCUGUAUCUCUGGUCUUUGUCUCUUAUUGUUUGUCUUUUGUCCAUUGGGGCAAAAUAUAGCUCCUUUGUGCUGAGAACUUGGUCUCGAUGUAUCUUAGGACAUCCUUUGUUUCAUAACGUGCAUAGUUGAGUAAGGUGCUUAUGAACAUGAUUAUAAGAUUACAUUAAAACUAUCUUGUGAUAAUUACACUAACUAACAUUUUAUCAAAUUGUAAGCAGAAACUAUGGUAGAAAUUCUCACAAGCCACAGUGAAGUUGAAUAUUACAAUCCUGUUCGU
Molecule: messenger RNA, 4848 nt
Organism: Mastomys coucha (southern multimammate mouse)
Lineage: Eukaryota; Metazoa; Chordata; Mammalia; Rodentia; Muridae
Gene: Kynu
Product: kynureninase
Exons: 14
Coding region: 559-1956 (465 amino acids)
Biological process (GO): NAD+ biosynthetic process
Cellular component (GO): cytoplasm
Molecular function (GO): pyridoxal phosphate binding; kynureninase activity
Source: RefSeq, a predicted model, not a curated record